GUUGCAGGGACAAACAUCUGUACCUCAAGAGGAGUGAGCUCCUGCCAGCAGUGUCUGGCUGUGAGUCCUGUGUGUGCCUGGUGCUCUGAUGAGGCCCUGCCUCAGGGCUCUCCUCGCUGUAACCUCAAGGAUAAUCUGCUGAGGGAUAAUUGUGCUCCAGAGUCCAUCGAGUUCCCGGUCAGCGAGGCCCAAAUCUUGGAGGCUAGACCCCUCAGCGACAAGGGUUCUGGAGACAGCUCCCAAGUGACUCAAGUCAGUCCUCAGAGGAUUGCACUCCGGCUUCGGCCAGAUGAUUCCAAGAUUUUCUCCAUCCAAGUGCGGCAGGUAGAAGAUUACCCUGUAGACAUCUAUUACUUGAUGGAUCUGUCUUACUCCAUGAAUGAUGAUCUUUCGAGCAUCCGUAAUCUGGGUACAAAGUUGGCCUCCCAGAUGCGCUCACUCACUAGCAACCUGCGGAUUGGCUUUGGGGCCUUUGUGGACAAGCCUGUAUCACCAUAUAUGUACAUCUCUCCAGCAGAGGCCCUCAAAAAUCCCUGUUACGAUUUGAAGACUACCUGUUUGCCCAUGUUUGGCUACAAACACGUGCUGACACUGACCGACCAGGUGACCCGCUUCAAUGAGGAAGUCAAGAAGCAGAGGGUGUCACGGAACCGAGAUGCCCCAGAGGGUGGCUUUGAUGCCAUCAUGCAGGCUACAGUGUGUGAUGAAAAAAUUGGCUGGAGGAACGAUGCAUCCCACUUGCUGGUAUUUACCACAGAUGCCAAGACCCAUAUAGCACUGGAUGGAAGGCUGGCUGGCAUUGUCCAGCCCAACGAUGGGCAGUGUCACAUUGGCAAUGACAAUCAUUACUCUGCUUCUACUACCAUGGAUUAUCCCUCUCUGGGGCUGAUGACUGAAAAGCUAUCCCAGAAGAAUAUCAACUUGAUCUUUGCAGUAACUAAAAAUGUAGUCAAUCUAUACCAGAACUACAGUGAACUCAUCCCAGGGACCACAGUGGGGGUUCUGUCUGCUGAUUCCAGCAAUGUUCUCCAGCUCAUUGUUGAUGCAUAUAGUAAAAUCCGUUCGAAAGUUGAACUGGAAGUGCGUGACCUCCCUGAGGAGUUGUCUCUAUCCUUCAAUGCUACCUGCCUGAACAACGAGGUCAUUCCAGGCCUCAAGUCCUGUGUGGGGCUCAAGAUUGGAGACACGGUGAGCUUCAGCAUCGAAGCCAAGGUGCGUGGCUGUCCCAAGGAGAAAGAGAAAGCCUUCACCAUCAAGCCUGUGGGCUUCAAGGACAGCCUCACAGUCCAGGUCACCUUUGACUGUGACUGUGCCUGCCAGGCCCAUGCCCAGCCCUUCAGCCAGCGCUGCAACCAUGGCAAUGGGACCUUCGAGUGUGGGGUGUGCCGCUGUGGGCCCGGUUGGCUGGGGUCCCAGUGUGAGUGUUCCGAGGAGGAUUACCGGCCCUCUCAGCAGGAUGAGUGCAGCCCCAAGGAGGGCCAGCCGGCCUGCAGCCAGCGAGGCGAGUGCCUCUGUGGCCAGUGUGUCUGCCACAGCAGUGACUUUGGCAAGAUCACCGGCAAGUACUGCGAGUGUGAUGACUUCUCCUGUGUUCGCUACAAGGGGGAGAUGUGCUCAGGUCAUGGCCAGUGCAACUGUGGGGACUGCCAGUGUGACUCUGACUGGACCGGCUUCUACUGCAACUGUACCACACGCACGGACACCUGCAUGUCCAGCAAUGGGCUGCUGUGUAGUGGCCGGGGCAAGUGUGAAUGCGGCAGCUGUGUGUGCAUCCAGCCAGGCUCCUAUGGAGAUACCUGUGAGAAGUGCCCCACCUGCCCAGAUGCCUGCACUUUUAAGAAGGAAUGUGUGGAGUGUAAGAAAUUUGACCGGGGAGUCCUGCAGGAGGAAAACACCUGUAACCGUUAUUGCCGUGAUGAGAUUGAGUCUGUGAAGGAGCUUACUGAUACUGGCAAGGAUGCAGUGAACUGUACCUAUAAGAAUGAAGAUGACUGUGUUGUCAGAUUCCAGUACUAUGAAGAUGCCAGUGGAAAGUCCAUCCUGUAUGUGGUCGAGGAGCCAGAGUGUCCCAAGGGUCCUGACAUCCUGGUGGUCCUGCUGUCUGUGAUGGGGGCCAUUCUGCUCAUCGGUCUUGCUACCCUGCUCAUUUGGAAGCUCCUCAUCACCAUCCAUGACCGGAAAGAGUUUGCUAAAUUUGAGGAAGAACGAGCCAGAGCAAAAUGGGACACGGCCAACAACCCACUGUAUAAAGAAGCCACUUCCACUUUCACCAACAUCACCUAUCGGGGCGCUUAAAGACAAGAGGUCAUCCUCAGAUCAUUGUCACACUGUGCUAGGAUUGUGGGAGUCUCUGCCAUCAUGUUUACAGAGGACAGUGUUUGUGGAGUGGGAUUUGGAGUGGGUGGGCUGGGAGAAUGUCAGUUUGUGUGUGUGUGUGUGUGUGUGUGUGUGUGUGUGUGUGCACUGUGCAUGGAAAAAUGUGUAAUUUAAACCUUGUGAUGUGUCCAUUGGCAGAGCUCUCUUCCCUUGGUCCUGAGAAUGCCUCCUUCAGGGAUUCUUCCUGCUUAGCUUGAGGGAAACCUAUGGAGCUGAGUAGGUCUUGAUUACCUCAGUGAGAAGUCAGCUUUCCUUGUCAGAAGAGCAGGGCUGAGGUCUCUCAUGCCAGAGGAAGGAGUGCUGAAUCUUGGCUCUAUCCUGAGUUUAUCACUUCAUGGUUCAUAUGCCUGUCUCUCAGUGGCUAAUAGCUAUGGUAGAAACUUCUGGGCUUUGCAGCCCAGUUGUGUUGUUACCUGUGUCUCUAUCUUCUUCCCUUUUCUCAGGCUGCAGGGGGAGAGAGGAGAGAUCUGAGCCCUCAGAGCUGUCUGUGUCUAUAACCAUCACCUCAGUUCAACAAUCAUGAGAGUUCUCACCUCAUGAAAGUCCUUGUCACUGAAUUCUUUAUCUAUUGAAAGAGGGUGGCAGUGCUCCUCAGGGGUGAAGGAUGGCCCCCAACCAGUUCCUGAUCACAACCCCUCAGAUUUGCCUCAUUGGCAGCUCUACUCUGGAGGUUGGUUUAGAACUAUCAUCAUCCUUAACUCAGAACCAUCGCUUACCUCCUCCUCUCAUGCCCUCACUUGUUGCAGACAUUUGACAUGCACUGGGGAUUUCUCUCAUGACCAAAUGUCUUUCUCCAAGGGAGGGUACAGUGGUUUAGAGUCAGAGGCCUGGCCCUACCCUCUUUUGCCCUUGUCACAGGCAACCCCAGUCACAUAACCCUGUGCCUCUAGGAGUUCUAUCCACCCACAGGAAUAAUUGCAUUUACCUACCUCUUGGGUAUCUUGUGAAGGAGACAUUCCCAUACGUAUGCUGAGUGGAAGUGCCAGGAUGGGAUGAUGGCCAGUGGGACCAGCAUAUGUGGCCUGUUCUCCGAAGGGCUAAAAAACCUCACUUUAACUCAGUCUUUAAUCUUGGAGGCUACAAGUGAAAUUUUAUUUGAUUUUUCUCUUUAGGCUUGCUUCACUGA
This is a messenger RNA of Dipodomys ordii (Ord's kangaroo rat), 3502 nucleotides long. It is a transcript of the gene Itgb3, whose product is annotated as integrin, beta 3 (platelet glycoprotein IIIa, antigen CD61). Gene Ontology annotation, molecular function: fibronectin binding; fibrinogen binding; integrin binding. Gene Ontology annotation, biological process: cell-matrix adhesion; cell adhesion mediated by integrin; cell migration. The coding region runs from base 358 to 2295 and encodes 645 amino acids. The transcript has 14 exons. The record is from RefSeq and is a predicted model, not a curated record. Gene Ontology annotation, cellular component: cell surface; integrin complex; focal adhesion. NCBI's taxonomy places the organism in Eukaryota, Metazoa, Chordata, Mammalia, Rodentia, Heteromyidae.